AUGGCCGACCAACCCACCAUCCGCCUGGCAACGCCAGAGGGCAAGUCAACCUCCAUCACCUCACCCUCGCCCUCACCAACCCACGUCCCCCUAAUCCUCCAAUUCAUCUGCGAACUAGCCGACUACGAAAAAGCCCUCCACGAAGUCGAAGCAACAGAAGAGUCCCUCCUAUCAACCCUCUCCUUCCCAGACACACCCCCCAAACGCGGCGCCGUCUACACUGCCCUGAUAACCCCCCCUCCAUCCCCGACAAACGCCUCCCCAACCCCCGUCGGCAUGGCCCUCUACUUCUACAACUACUCGACGUGGCGCUCCGCACCGGGAAUCUACCUGGAGGAUCUAUAUGUGCAGCCGAGCGCGCGCGGCCACGGGUAUGGGUUUAAGUUGUUGAAGUAUUUGGCGAAGCAGGUGCUCGAGGUGUCGGGGCGCAGGCUCGAGUGGAGUGUGCUUACUUGGAAUGAGCCCAGUAUUCGGUUUUAUGAGCAGGUUGGGGCUAAAGGGAUGGAUGAAUGGAUGAAGAUGAUGGUUGAAGGGGAUGCUUUGACCAAGUUGGCGGAGGGGGCGUAG
Penicillium arizonense is the source of this 567-nucleotide messenger RNA. Its product is annotated as GNAT family N-acetyltransferase. The coding region runs from base 1 to 567 and encodes 188 amino acids. Gene Ontology annotation, biological process: protein acetylation. The record is from RefSeq and is a predicted model, not a curated record. The transcript has 2 exons. Gene Ontology annotation, molecular function: N-acetyltransferase activity. NCBI's taxonomy places the organism in Eukaryota, Fungi, Ascomycota, Eurotiomycetes, Eurotiales, Aspergillaceae.